AUGAAGUUUCCUACAAUCUAUACUCAGUUUGAAACUACAAAAUGUCAAAUCUAUACACCUUUAGAUGGUAUUUUGAAGAAAGGAUCAGUUGUACCAAUUCACUGUGUAAUUCCAAAUGCACUAGAGGUUCGCUUAAAAGUUGAUUCUGAAUGGAUCACAAGUGAAGGUUAUACAAAUCCAAUUUUACAAAGACAACUCAAUGUUGGUUCCAAAGAAAUAACUAUCUAUGCUAAAUAUGAAGAGGGAUUAAGUUAUACGGGUCUCGUGAAAUACACUGUUGAAUGA
Molecule: messenger RNA, 285 nt
Organism: Adineta steineri
Lineage: Eukaryota; Metazoa; Rotifera; Eurotatoria; Adinetida; Adinetidae
Source: the annotation of a GenBank genome assembly